Molecule: messenger RNA, 2147 nt
Organism: Punica granatum (pomegranate)
Lineage: Eukaryota; Viridiplantae; Streptophyta; Magnoliopsida; Myrtales; Lythraceae
Source: RefSeq, a predicted model, not a curated record
UGGAGGAAAGAGAGGCAAAUAGAUAACACAGUGAGGCUGAUUGACUGGAGAGGUCCCCCUCCCUCACCCCUUCUGAUGAAAGCUCGAUCGACUCUGCUCCUUUUAAGUCAAAUCUCAUCACUCUCCUGCUCCAGCCCUCUUCCUCCACUAGAGCAGAUCAGCGAGUGUACCCUGCAAGCUCUGUUCUGUUCUCCAUGAACAAGACAAGCUCUGUUUCUCAUUAAUGGCGUAGUUUGAUUCCAUUCAAGUUCUUGAAUUGACGGGUCUCACUGUACCCCCUCCCCUCAGCAAUUACUCUGCAACUACCCCUUCGGUUGUGGCGAUCAUGUCUUCUUCAAUGCCAAUGGCUUGCUUUCAUUUGGACCGGGAAUCAGGAUAGGUAUAUGCGACCCAGGUGUGCGAUCCUCCUGAAUGUCCGAUGGCGCCGAAGAACGCUUGCUGGCUCAGUUGGAUUAAGCGGCUGUUUGUGUCCGAGUCGAGAACGAAACCCAACAAGAAGCCGAAGAAGUGGAGGUUGUUUUUUGGGGGGUUUCAGGUGAAACGAUACCCUGCAAUUGUCGCACCGAAUCGAACACUAGAUGAAGCAAUCGAGGAACAGAGGAAGCAUGCAGUGACGGUCGCUAUUGCAACUGCUGCUGCCGCCGAGGCUGCAAUGGCGGCUGCCAGGGCAGCUGCAGAGGUUGUUAGGCUCACUGGAGCUUCCAGAACUUACAAUAACGUUUACAAGGGAGAUCAGAACUUGGCUGCGAUUAGAAUUCAAAGCGCUUUUCGAGCAUAUCUCGCAAGGAAAGCGCUGAGAGCUCUCAAGGGAGUGGUGAGGCUUCAAGCUAUAGUCCGUGGACAAGCUGUGAGACGCCGAACCCACUCGGAUAUCUUACCUUGGAGGAUUCAGUCUGCAAAUGCUAUAACAAAGACUGACAUUUUCGACACGAAAGAAUUUGGCAGGGGCCGGGGAGAAUCCACUGAGAAAGAAAUCAAGACUGAGUGCAGCAGUCCGAGGAAUUGGGACUGCAGCAAAAAUUCGAAGGGGGGUAUUGAGGCGAAUUUGCUGAGGAAGAAGGAAGCUUUGAGUAAGCGGGAACGUAUGAAGAAGUACUCGUACUCUUUCCAGGAAAGACGAAAUCCUCAAAUUCUGGAAGAAUGGAUAUUCAACAAAGACUGCGGAAUGAGGAGCUGCAGGCUGGAACAAUCAUUGUCAGCUGGCUCCGAGUCAAGUAACACUAUGCAGAAGCCUCAUGCCUCAGGAAAAGUCACCAUUUUCUCCGAUUCGACAGUCGGCGACAUAUACCGAAGUUCACAAGAUUUUAAAUCAGGAAACACGAGGACAAUGAGCCUGGAAGAAGCACUGAAUACCCCUCGUUCUCUACCAAGGAGAUCGUUCUGCCAAGUGAAGCAGCUCUCAGUUGAAAUAGAUGAUAGUAACCUCCCGAGCUCGCCGGUGUUCCCCACUUACAUGGCCAUAACGGAGUCUGCCAGGGCUAAGUCUCGGUCUAUGAGCACGCCGAGGCAGCGGGCUGGGUAUUUCAGUACUUGGAAUGACCAGAACAAUUUGUCAUAUAAAGAUGGUCUCACGUUAUCAUCUUCAUAUAACGGUGACUCUGCUGGCCUGAAUCAGAAGUGGUCCAACUACCCGUGCGAGAAAUUGGAGCGCGUGAGCGGUCACUACUGAGAACGAAUGCAUCAUCCCGGAGCUAGUCGAGUCUCCAUUAUACUAAGAAGUUUUGACAGCUAUGCUGAGACAACUCGUCGGAAUUUCGUUUAUCCCUAUCCGAUAUGAUGUAGCUCAUCAUAACUCCCAAGAGGAAAUUUCAAUGAGUGUUCAUUCGGCUUUAAGUCGGAGAGAAGUACCAUCCCGAGCAACCAUGAGUACUUAGUUUUGAAUCUAGAGUCACUUGUGAGGGAGUUCAUUUUCUCAGGCAACGGAAAAUGAGCCUAUCUUCUUUCUUUCCUUCUUGGUGUUUUUUUCCCCCCUUUUUCUUCUUUUGCGAGUUUUUGUGGAUUCGAGAGAGAGAUGGGUGUGUGAAUAUUCUUUCGGAUUUAUGUUUGGUGGCAGCAAAAAAGAGUCCUUGCAAUAAACUUGCAAAUUUUUGUUGUUGCAUAUCUGUUUAUGAUAUCAUAAUUGCAGCUCCUUUAUGAAGCUCUUGUUU